ACACACACACACACACACAGUGGCCAGGAGAGGGAGGAGGAGAGUCGACAGUCAUCUGAUCUUUUCCUGUCCCACCCUCUACCGGACGGACGGGAAGAGUUCACGGUAAACGGGCUCAACACACGGAGUUCGCGAACGUUUCUGAUGCGAACGAAUGAAGACGAUCGACGUGGAGCCGCUGAAGUGACGCGCCGCCAUUAAAACAGCGAGACGCGAUCAGCUGAGCGCCCGCGCGCCUCUUCCUGCUACUGAAACCCAGAGAAGUUCAAGGAACUCGAGCAGAACUUCAGAAACAUCUGAAAGAAGACCCACGAUGAUCGGUCCGGACGGGGAAACCUGACGACGCGUUCUAGACGGUCAUGAGAGAGCGUUUGUGAACGCGUUUGGCGCACGCUGAAUUCGCUUUUCCUGCUAUUCUUCUUCAGAGCGUUUCCUGCUCGGGCAAAACCACAGCGAACCAGCUGCUAAAAAUACUGACCCCUCCAUGGACCGCUAGACAGAGACUCGAGUCUAAUGUUUGUCCUCUCGCUCGGGAGUUUCAGAUCUGGGUAAGCCAGUAGAUCCAUGUGUUCAUUCUCUCUGUGGAGCUGUAUGAUAUUUAUAAGUGGUGUUUUUAGAGUAUGCAGGUCCUCAAGUGAUCUGAUCUGGAGCUCGGAGCGUCCGUUCACUCCAUCCGUUGCGUCUACAUGGGGAUUCAUGACUGAUGGAGACACAUCCACCGAUGAUCCGGACGUACAGAGAUCUGAGGGCGAGAGGGGUCGAGACGUACCCACCUGAACUUCCACAACACGCUUUGUAAACCUUGUAAACUUCAUGGAGCCGCUGAAGAACAUAUUCUCCCGCAGCUCGCUGUCCACCUGGAAGAGCCUGGAUCAGACUCAGAAGGGAAACUUCACCAACCCGGUUUGGACCGCUUUGUUUGACUAUGAGGCCACGGGGAAGGACGAACUGACCCUGCGUAAAGGGGACCUGGUGGAGGUCCUGUCUCUGGAUUCGGAAAUAUCCGGAGAUGAGGGAUGGUGGGCGGGAAAGGUCAACAACAAGGUGGGAAUUUUCCCCUCCAACUACGUCUCCUUCAAACCCAGCGCGUACGGCAAACUGCCGGGUUCUGGCGUCGUCCAAGACUUGGGACCGGCCGUGGUGAGCGAGUUGGAGCCGGAGGCGGUGGAUUUCAGCGAGCUGAGCCUGGAGGAGGUCAUCGGGGUGGGAGGCUUCGGGAAGGUCUACCGGGGCACCUGGAAGGGCGAGCUGGUGGCCGUGAAAGCGGCCCGGCAGGACCCGGACGAGGACAUCAGCGUCACGGCCCAGAACGUCCAGAACGAAGCCAGACUCUUCGCCAUGCUCAAGCACCCCAACAUCAUCACGCUCAAAGGGGUCUGCCUGCAGGAGCCCAACCUGUGUCUGAUCAUGGAGUACGCGUCCGGAGGCCCGCUGAGCCGCGCUCUGGCCGGGCGACGGAUCCCGCCGCAUGUUCUGGUCAACUGGGCCGUGCAGAUCGCCCAAGGGAUGCUGUACCUGCACAGCGAGGCCAUAGUGCCCGUCAUCCACCGAGACCUCAAGUCCAACAACAUUCUGCUGGCUGAGCCUGUAGAGAAGGGCAGCAUUGAGGGCAAAACCCUGAAGAUCACAGAUUUCGGUCUGGCGCGAGAGUGGCACAAGACGACCAAGAUGAGCACCGCGGGCACUUACGCCUGGAUGGCACCAGAGGUCAUCAAAUCCUCCACCUUCUCCAAGGGCAGCGACGUCUGGAGUUAUGGUGUGUUAUUAUGGGAGCUUCUGACCGGCGAGGCUCCAUACAGAGGGAUCGAUGGUCUAGCUGUGGCUUAUGGAGUCGCCGUAAACAAACUGACCCUUCCGAUCCCCUCCACCUGCCCUGAACCCUUCGCCCAGCUCAUGUCCGAGUGCUGGGAUCAGGACCCGCACCGGCGGCCCAAUUUCAGCUCCAUCCUGGAGCAGCUGAUGGCUCUGGAGGAGCAGGUGAUGGAGGAGAUGCCGCAGGAUUCCUUUCACUCUCUCCAGGAGGACUGGAAACUGGAGAUCCAGGACAUGUUUGAUGAGCUGCGGGCUAAAGAGAAGGAGCUGCGCUGUCGUGAGGAGGAGCUGAAGCGCGCGGCGCUGGAGCAGAAGUCUCACGAGGAGUUCCUCCGCCAGCGCGAGCAGCAGUUGGCGCAGUGGGAGCAGGACGUGUUCGAGCGAGAACUAUCACUGCUCAUCCUGCACCUCAACCAGAACCAGAAACCCAACGUCAAGAAACGCAAAGGAACCUUCAAAAAGCACAAGCUGAAGGUUAAGAACGGGGAGAAGAUCAGCAUGCCACAGGAUUUUAUCCAUAAGAUCACGGUCCAGGCGUCUCCGUGCUUGGAAAAGAGACGUAAUUCUCCGGAUCUGGGCUCGCCGUCCAUCGGCCCACGCUUCCGAGCGAUACAGCUAAGUCCCAGUGAGAGUAAAUGGAGCUCGGUUUGGCCGCUGGAAUCUCUUCCUCUCAAGCAGACGAAUGGUGAGAGGAGGUUCACUCCUCAUUUGAGCCCUAAAAGCCCCAAGAGUCCAAAGAUCCUCCGACUCAGUGCGCAGGAGAACAGUCUGUCGAUGAGAGCCAAACUCCUGGACAUGGACAGCAAUGAGAAUGAGGACUCUAAAGCUGACUUCGAGGAGUACAGACCCUUCACACCAGAGUCCAGCCACAACGAGGGUUCAGAGAGCGAGGAAGGCGGUUCGUCCCCCUGUGGUUCUCCAAAACCGGAUCACCCCGGUCUGGCGAAGAACACACACCGUGCUCUGCUCAGCAGCGCCGCCCUGCUGGCCUCCAUAGCUCUGGGACGCUGCCUGGAAGUGCAGCACCCGCCCACACCGCCGCCACGGGCCUCGUCACGGACUCACCUGCCCGUGCCGGAGCCGGACCCAGAGCCGGAGGUGGUGGGAGAUCUGAUCACGUUCAGCACGGACUCUCUGCCGCGGGGAUUCCAGGAUUCGCUGAAGCCGCCCGAGAUCAAGCCGCUGCCGCUCACUCCGCCGCCACCCAACCCGCGGGACAGAGAGCGGCCGGGCCGCAGGACACAGGACAGUCCCGGAGACUGGACGGCACACGCCAACGGAGACGCGGCCGCUGAGGUCCCGUAUCAGAGCGGAGAGCGCAGGAGGAGGGCGAGUUACGGACUGCACUCCUCACAGCUGGUGUUGGAUCUCCCGUUGUGUCAGGACACAUUUGAGGCCGAGGACAAGUCUCCGAUGCCCUUCGCCCUGUAUCCGGACCCCCGUCUGUGGAGCCCCAAAACCCGUCGUCUGGAGGUCAACAUCGUCCCUCGACCGCGUCCGUCCCCGAACCGCCCCCGCAUCGACCCGUGGAGUUUCGUCUCGGCCGGUGUGGCGGACAGAGCGGGCGGGAAGAAGCCGGUUUGCGCCAGCAGCCCCACGAGCCCUCGUCUGGGGUUCCACCCCUCGCCCACCAACCCCUUCACGAACUGUGACCCCUUCCCAUCGCCGGACUGUGACCCCUUCAAUCUGAAGCUCCACCCUUCCAUGAACUCGGACAACGGAUCGACCUUUGACCCCUUCUCCACCCCCUUCCCAACCUCGCGCUCGGCGCCCUGCUCGACCAAUGCCAGCCCGAAUCUGUCUCUCAGGGUGGCCCCGCUGAACCCGGCCGACUCCCCGCUCAUAGAUUUGGGCUGGGCGGGCGUCAGCCGGCCGAUCGACGGCGCCAAAGAGAGGGUCCAUCCUCGCCGGGGCCUCGGCCUCAGUCCGUUCAGGUCGCCUGCGCAGCUCAGAGACGAUCGCUUCUGAACACUGGCCACCGCACGACACGUCCCUAAAGCUGAUAUCGCGAUGCGGCCUACUGCGAUUUGUCAAAAGACUAUGAUGUAAUGAAAUAUAUGCACUACCGACUCCAGAUCGACUCUGAAACUGGCAGCGCAUACGCCCAUUUGCCGGCAACCCUUCAAAAACAAAGAUAUAUAUCCCAAAUUCUUCAAAAGGAUGAUUCACACUCUACUUUUCAAAGAAUUUAUUUGCACUCCCCAACAAAAUCACCCACUUAUUCUGGAAUUCUUUCCCAAAUAUAGCUAUGCAAGUCAUCUGGUGAACAUUCCUGUAUUUCAAAACACAUAUCACAGAAAAAUUGAAUAUCGCGAUGUCAGUUUUUUCCAGUGUCGUGCAGCCCUAGUCCAUGCCAAUUCUGGGAAAUGAAACCGCAGGAGAUUCCCAUUUUCUCUGGGAAAGGAAGACUGUUGAGUUUUGAUGGGUUUCAGGCGGACGUUUGGUCAUUCCUGAAGACACGACUCCUGACGGGAGUCACAAAUCCUCCAUGUUUUCCUCUCUGAUGGGUUGAACUUCCUCUCUUCCAGCACUGUCUCAGGGUCUUAAUGCCCUCUAGUUGCUCUAAGAUCUGCUUUAAGGCCCCGAUAUACUAAGCUCUUUUUCGCUCUUUUAGGGGUAAAAAGAAGUUUCAAAUACUUGAGCAAUUCUGACCUCAACAAACUAAAGAGAAAACAUGAACUGGAGAAGAUUCAAAGGUAAAAGAAGGUGGAGCCUCAGAGCCACACCCACCUAUUGCAUCAUCACCAUGGAACAAUGACAAUUCCAAGGUGCUUUUCAGAAACUCCCAAAACAAACUCUAAAAAAACUUCGCUUUGGCCUGAUUUUCUUCAAAAUGACACCAGUCGAUUUUUCCAUUUCGCUUGAAGUAUAUCGGGGCCUUCACGGUCUAAUAUUCAGUCUCAAAAGAUGCCGCGGUCAACGUCAAAUGAUUUCAUAAUGAUUUCACCUUGUUUAAUUCCAGAUUUAUUCUAUUACUAUGAUAAAAGUUGCGUGAUUGUUCGGUCAGAGCAACGUUAUAUGCGGGAGAAUCCUUUACACAUUCACCAGAUGUGCCAAAGAAUGCCAGAUUUCCGUGUCCGAUGAUCAUUUGUGAUUCUCAAACUCGCGUGCCUUAAAGAGGUUGUGCUUCAGAAAGAGAAAUGAGCUUCACACGAGAAACGUCCUGCUGACCUCACUGGUGGUGUUUGGGCAGGAGAAGUGGACUAGACUUUAAGGUUUAUUAUUUAAAACGUUCAUCUGUGUAGAACCAGAAAACUUCAGGUGGAUCUUUAGUCAAAUGGAGAGUAAAACCCAAACAUAUUCCUCGAAUCAGUGGAAUUUCUCUCUUGUUUUCCAGUAUCUCGAUUUAUGAAUGUUUAGAUAUUUGUACUUGAAAACCAGACAGAAAUACUGAGGAAGAACAUGAUUUUAGCAGUGCAAUCUCAGAAGAACACUAUUUACAGUCAGGAGAGGCGGUUUCUUCUUGUUUUCUAGUGCUGUUGUUCACUGACUCUCGUCUCCUCUACCUCCCUCUGCUGGUGGCUUGUGUGCUUCACUCUCAGAUCUUCAUCUCUGACGUUCUUCCCAACAAUGAAAUUCCUUCGGGAGGCCGUCGGGCGCAGGAGACGCUGUGGCUGAACAAAGGCCUCCUUUGGGUUUCGCUCUGCAGAGUCUCUCGUGUUCUUCAUGCUGCCGCCUCAAACUACACUUUUUUUGUAUUAUUUGGGGAUUUUGAUUCAAGAUCAAACAUUUCUUUUUUUUUUUUUAUGACAGAUCACUUUUAAGUCUCAUAAGCAGUAUGCACAGGAUUUUAGAUUUAUUUCAGUUUUUGGCAGGAAUGAAGCGCGUUACUGUGUUUGAACUCAGGGAGAGUCAGCGUUGGAAUGUCGUGUCGUGAUUGUGCGCUGUUAUACACCAGUUUAAUGUGCAUUACAGACAGACACAGCACUGUAAACCUCCGCUAGAACAGUGUCAAUAUCUGCUCAGUCUGCAGUUAUUUGAGCUUUUCCCAUCAGACAGCCUGCGGUUUCUCAUCCCAACCAACAGAAGUCACUCCAGCCCUUCAGCCGCGUCUCAAAGACUCGCGUCAAACACUGAAUGACGGCAGACGGUGUUCAUCACCUGAAGAACUCACACGUUCAUCCCACAGUCAUGUAGAUUCAGAUUCAGAAACAUCACAUUCAGAUCUGAAAGCGAAGUCAGAUGGAAAGAGGUCAUUGUGAAUUUUUCCCCUCAGAAUCGCAAGUUAUCAAUUUGCAAUUGUGAUUUUUUUUCCUCUGAAUUUUGAGUUGACAUCUCACAAUUCUGUUUAUUCCUCCACGGAAUAAUUUAAAAAAAAAAUGUAUAUAAUUGCAACUUUUUAAUCAGAAAAUUUUAUAUUUUUCUUAAAACUGCAAGUUCUCGCAUCUCGCACUUUAGACUUUUUUCUGUCAGGGAAUAAAAAAAUGAAUUGUGUCU
This is a messenger RNA of Megalobrama amblycephala (Wuchang bream), 6249 nucleotides long. RefSeq names its product mitogen-activated protein kinase kinase kinase 11. Lineage: Eukaryota; Metazoa; Chordata; Actinopteri; Cypriniformes; Xenocyprididae. The coding region runs from base 814 to 3780 and encodes 988 amino acids. Gene Ontology annotation, cellular component: centrosome. The record is from RefSeq and is a predicted model, not a curated record. Gene Ontology annotation, biological process: microtubule-based process; positive regulation of apoptotic process; protein phosphorylation. The transcript is spliced from 10 exons. Gene Ontology annotation, molecular function: ATP binding; protein binding; JUN kinase kinase kinase activity.